ACCGAGGGGCUAUAACAUCGACCCGGAUGGUGAUCUGCGCAUCGUUAUAUCCCACAAUUCCUUUUUCCGUCGUCCUCUUUCCCUUCGGCCGCAAUGUCUAAGAGAGGACGUGGUGGGUCAUCUGGAGCAAAGUUCCGCAUCUCACUGGGUCUCCCAGUGGGUGCGGUUAUUAACUGCGCUGACAACACAGGGGCCAAAAACCUGUACAUCAUCUCUGUGAAGGGCAUCAAGGGUCGUCUGAACAGGCUGCCCGCUGCUGGAGUGGGUGACAUGGUGAUGGCAACAGUGAAGAAAGGCAAGCCAGAACUCAGAAAAAAGGUGCAUCCUGCGGUGGUGAUACGGCAGCGGAAGUCGUAUCGACGAAAAGACGGCGUCUUCCUUUACUUUGAAGACAAUGCGGGGGUCAUAGUAAACGUCAAAGGAGAAAUGAAAGGUUCUGCCAUCACAGGUCCUGUGGCCAAGGAAUGCGCGGAUCUGUGGCCGAGGAUCGCAUCCAACGCUGGAAGCAUAGCCUGAGUUGACCCGACACGUCUUGUUUUCAAUAAAAACUGUUGUAAAGUC
Messenger RNA from Gadus chalcogrammus (walleye pollock), 561 nucleotides. RefSeq names its product ribosomal protein L23 (gene rpl23). NCBI's taxonomy places the organism in Eukaryota, Metazoa, Chordata, Actinopteri, Gadiformes, Gadidae. Gene Ontology annotation, biological process: translation. The coding region runs from base 94 to 516 and encodes 140 amino acids. Gene Ontology annotation, cellular component: cytosolic large ribosomal subunit; ribosome. The record is from RefSeq and is a predicted model, not a curated record. Gene Ontology annotation, molecular function: structural constituent of ribosome; large ribosomal subunit rRNA binding. The transcript has 5 exons.